UUUUUUCGUAUCUAUCUGAUUUGCCAUUGAGUCGUUUAAAUUAUUUAUCAUUGAUUAUUAAUUAUUAAUAACUAUUUAAUUGAUUUAAAAUAGAGAGCGAAAUUAGUAGGAAUAAAAAACAUGAUGGGAACAUAACCUAUAUUUUUCAAUAUUGUAAAUAGUAGUAGGAAAGCACAUGGUAUUACACACCUUGCAAUAUAACUUUGUGUGGAUGAUGAAAAAUUCCAUUUUUAAAUUAUUUUUAUAUUAUUCUGUGUGUAAAAUAAUUACUUAUUCAGUUAUUUCUGUAAUAAUUAUUAUAAGUGACUGAAUACAAUAGAAUUUAAUUAAAAAAAUGGGAAAGAAAAGAUACAAUUGGAAAGCAAGGAAUAUUUCUGACAUGGAAAUAGAUAAUAAUGAAACGAAAAAGAUACCUUUAGAUAUCGAAUAUAGAAAAGAUAAUUACGAUAAUUGUAAUGCUUUGGUACUACCAAAUAAAAAAAGGAAUACUAAAAAUAAAGAAAAAAAGAUAUCAGUAACACGUAUAUUAUCUAAAAAGCGUAGAAAGCAAUUAGAAAAGAUAGUAGAAAAGAAACAAAAAAAAUUACAACGAUCAACAUUAUUAGAGGAAUUAGCUAAAGUACAAGCUCCACAGGAAGAAUUAAAGAAAUAUGUUUCUUUGACUGCAAUACAAACAAAAGGAUUGAAACGUCACUUUAGAGAUUUAAAUGUAUCUACUACAGAAACUUUAAUUAAUCCAACUGAUGAAUGUGAAAUAAGUAAUACAGAAUCUGGUUUAAAUGCGAUUAAAGGUGGAAAAAGAAAAAGACUGUCUAUACUUAAUAGUGAGAAACAGGAGUUUUCUAAAUCAGAUUUAAGUACGAUUGGAUUUGACGAUUCUAGUGAGAAUGAAUCUGAAUGUAGUAGUGGUGAAUGUGAGAAUGAAAAUGAUCUGGAAGAUAAACAACAGAAAAGUGAAAUUGAUAAUAUGAAUGAAAAAAAUUGUAUAAAAGAAGAAGUGGAAAGGAACAAAUCACAGAUAGAAAAUAUUAAUUUAGAAGAAAUCAAAUCUGUUGAAAAUGAACAUGAAAAGAUUUUACCAGAUGUGCAAUCAAAAGUAAAAGUAUCCCAAAAUACUAUAGCUACAAGUAAUACUAUUAAAACACCAGCAGUUUAUGUUGCAUUGAAUAGAAAAGCAGAAAUUCAAGCAGCCAGAUUAAAAUUACCAGUUGUAGCGGAUGAACAAGUUAUUGUAGAAACUAUUAAUGAAAAUUCAGUAGUGAUCAUUACUGGAGAAACAGGAAGUGGUAAAACAACACAAGUACCCCAAUUUUUAUAUGAAGCAGGUUAUGCAAGAAAUAAAUUAAUUGGUGUAACAGAACCUAGAAGAGUAGCAGCAAUGUCUAUGAGUAAACGAGUAGCAGAAGAAAUGAAUCUUACUGAAAAGGAAGUUUCUUAUCUUAUACGUUUUGAAGGAAAUGUUACACCAGAAACAAAAAUCAAAUUUAUGACAGAUGGAGUUUUAUUAAAGGAAAUACAAAGUGAUUUUCUAUUGACAAAGUAUUCUGUGAUAAUUUUGGAUGAAGCACACGAAAGAAGUGUUUAUACUGAUAUUUUAAUAGGAUUAUUAUCCCGUAUUGUACCACUGCGUCACAAAAGGAAAAAUCCACUUAAGCUUAUAAUUAUGUCAGCAACAUUAUGCAUUGAAGAAUUUGUUAAAAAUUCUAAAUUGUUUAAAGUGAAACCCCCAGUAAUUACAGUAGAGUCAAGACAAUUUCCUGUAACAAUACAUUUUAAUAGAAGAACCAGUGAGGAUUAUGUCAGUGAUGCUUUAAGAAAAGCAAUAAAAAUUCAUACACGUUUACCAGAAGGAGGCAUUCUUAUAUUUUUAACAGGUCAACAAGAAGUAAAUUCAGUUGUACGUAAGUUACGUAAAGCAUUUCCAUUUAAAAAAGAUAAAACUAAUUCAUUAGAAGCAAAAAUUGAAGAAAACAAAGAAACAAAUACAAGUGAUCAUGAUGAAGAAAAUUCUGAUGAUGAUUUCGAUGACAAAGAAGCAAUUAAACGAAAUAAACAACAACAUAAAAAACAAUUUUUUAAUUUACCACGUAUUGAUCUAGAUAAUUAUUCGGUAAUGCCUACGGAUGAUACGCAUGAAGAUUUUGUUGAUAUUGGAGGUGGAGAUGAGGAAGGCAAUUUAGAUGAAGAUGAGAGCGAAGAUGAAGAUGCUUUCCUUUUAAAAGGAUUAUCAAAUACACAACCACUAUGGGUUCUACCACUUUAUUCUCUACUACCUAGUUAUAAACAAGCAAGGGUCUUUGAACAACCUCCAGAAAAUUGUCGUUUAUGUGUAGUAUCAACGAACGUAGCAGAAACUUCUUUAACAAUACCAAAUAUCAAAUAUGUCAUCGAUUGCGGCCGAUGCAAAAUGAGAAUGUAUGAUAAAGUUACUGGUGUGAGUACAUAUCAUAUUUGUUAUAUAAGCAAAGCUGCUGCAAAUCAACGAGCAGGUAGAUCUGGCAGAACGGCAGCUGGUCAUUGUUAUAGAUUAUAUUCUUCUGCAGUUUUCAAUGAUCAAUUUGCACAAUUUAGUAUGUCUGAGAUUCAAAGAAAACCAAUUGAUGAUUUAGUUUUACAAAUGAAAGUUAUGAAUAUUAAUAAAGUUGUUAAUUUUCCAUUCCCAACUGCGCCAGAUCCUUUACAACUGAGAAUAGCCGAAACACGUCUUUUAACUCUAGGUGCACUAGAACAGUCUUCUCUUUACAAAGAAGAUGCAUUUAACGCAAAAGUGACUCCACUUGGACGGAGCAUCGCUGCAUUCCCAGUUGCUCCUCGAUAUGGCAAAAUGUUAGCAUUGUCGUAUCAACAUAAUCUAUUGCAAUAUACAAUUUGUAUGGUUGCAGCUCUUUCUGUUCAAGAAGUAUUAAUAGAAGUUCUUAAUAUGGAAGGUAAAUUAAAAAAUAAAUGGUUGCAAACGCGGCGUAUUUGGGCUGGAAUAGGGAAUAGUUUACUUCUUGGUGAUCCAAUGGUUUUGAUAAAAGCUAUUGGAGCUGCUGAAUAUGCAGCGUUUAGAGGAAAGCUUAUAUCUUUUUGUGAAGAAAAUGGUUUGCGUCAUAAAGCAGUUGUAGAAAUUAAAAAACUCAGACAACAACUGACUAACGAGAUAAACUUAAAUGUGCCGAACAUAAAUCUUAUUAUCGAUCCAAACAUGUCUCCACCUACGGAUAUACAAACAAAAUUAUUGCGUCAAAUACUUCUUGCUGGUAUGGCAGAUCAAGUCGCGCGGAAAGUACUUUCAGAUGAGGUUGAAGAUCAAGAUAAAACAAAAUGGAAACAUGCUUAUAAAACUGUAGAAAUGGAAGACCCUGUAUUUAUGCAUUCGUCGUGUGUUCUUCGGAAGACAAGUCCAGAAUGGGUUGUUUAUCAAGAGAUAUAUGAAACUAAUAAAUUAUAUAUGCGUGGUGUAACCGCAAUAGAACCAGAAUGGUUUCCGAAGUUCGCUCCAACCUUAUGUACAUUAAGCGAACCUCUGAUUGAACCUUCUCCAAGAUAUGAUCUUCAUUCUGGAAAAGUUUUGUGUCAUAUAACAGGCACAUUUGGUCGAGCUGGUUGGCAAUUACCAAUGAUAGAAAUAGAAUAUCCAAUGAACGUAGAAGGAGUAAAAUGGUUUGCACGGUUCUUUUUAGAAGGUGAAGUGUGUCCAAAAUUGAAAAGAUUUGUACCUAUUUUGUUAUCAACACCAGGCAGUGUAAACAAAUCAUGGGCUAAAUUAUUACCACGUACAGAAGCAAUAACAAAAACGUUAUUGUCAGAAGGAGUUAUGUCAAAAUGUAAAUUAAUAGAAGUUUGGGAUAAAGAUAAAACCUUUCUUUUAUCUGCUUAUCAAAAGUGGUUACCUGAAUCGACACAUUCGGAAAUAGUUUCAUUAUGGCCACCAAUAUAAUAAUUUAUAUUGUCCAUUUGUAAACUUGUAAAUUUGUAAACAUGUACGAAUAUGUACGAAUAUGUUAAUAACGAAAUAAUAUAAUUAGGUGCUGAUAAUUUUUUAAUUGGCAUUAUACAUUUGGUAACUUAAUAUUAUAAAUAAAUUUUCAUGAAAAUUAUAUGAAUACUAAAAAAUUUUGUACAGAUAAAUUAUGUGUGCAUUAUGUAUUUUAAUAUGUUCAUAACAAGCAAUUGAUUAUUGAUAAAUGCAUUUAAAGAAAAUUUAUAUGCAACAGAUUAACAAUAAAAAUGUAACAGCAAAUUUGAUUGUUAUAAAAACUUUUUAAAACAAUAAUGGAUAUAAUGGAAAUAUUUACAGAGCUUUAAAGUUUGUUUUGAAUUAAGCUUUGGUUUAUAAAGACUAUAUUGAAUGGUUUUCUACACAGUAGAAACCAUUUCCAAUAAAGUUCACUAUUUUCUUACACUAUUAAAUAUUUAAAUAGUAUUACUCAGCUUUUAUUGCUUUUUUUUCUUUUCUUUUAGUAUGACUCUUCUUACAUUCUCUAUAGACAUUGUUGAGAUCAAAUGCCGCUUUUACAUUAUCCUGUAAAAAUAAUAUUCCGCUUAUAAAAAGAUGAACAAAUUACAAUCAUAUAGAAGUAUGUAUUAUAUUACUAUAUUUUUAUAGAUAAAAAUUAAAAAUUAUUUAAAUUAAUGUAUACCAUAGAAAAAAGGAAUUUAACGAGUUUGCCCUUAUGAUCAGCAUGUGGUCUUCUUUCUAUUUCCUUUCCAUCUUUAAACAGUAUCACGGUAGGUAAUUGUUUACUGGUACUAGCAUCACUAAUGUGAUAUUUAACACCUGCAUCAGGAUAUCUUCCUAUAUCCACCUUACCAAAUUUUAAAUUGUCCAGACCAUACCUGUAUCAUAUAUUCUUAUUUUUAAUAUAUCAAUAUACAAAAACAUUUGUAUAUUCAAGGUAUACUCACUCUGCGGAGAGUUCAGAGAAAAUUGGGGCAAAGUUAACACAAGAGGGAUUCCACGCAGUAUAAAAUGCUACAACCCAAACUAUUUUAGUAUCGCGUGUUAACUCUUCUUCUAAUCCAUUUGCACCACGCAAAUAAAUAACAUUUUCUGGUCCUUGAUAUGUAGGUUCAGGCAGUAUUAAACCACAUACUAUAAAUGGAAAUACGUCUAAUGAUAUUUAUCAUAUAUUUUUUAAUUUUAUAAAAAAAAGAAAAAUUUCAUGUAUUUUUCCUCAAAUGCUUACGAAUAAAAAUAAUUGCAAACAAAAUUCCCAUCCGUAUAUCGGCAUAAAACCAUAAGACCAAAUUGGCUACCUUUGUGUAAACAAAACUGGAUGAUAAAUAAUUUAUCAUAGUUACGCUUCCAGUUUUUCUUGUCCUGAUCAUUAUUACUAUCAUGAGGAAAAAUAAGAUUUCUGUUUCUUUCUGAAAAUGUAAAAUAAAAAAAUUAUUUUAAUUUUAAUUUCUUUAUAAUUAACAGAAAAUAUAUAUUUCUCUAUAACAUACCCCAUCAAGUUCACACUCUGAUUGUGCGAAGAUAUAAUGACAAAUUAAAGGAAGUCUUUUAGCAACGAUAUAAGAAAUACUAAGAAUAAUAUUUAUUAAAUAAUAUGGACGUAAAAGUAACUUUAAAUCCUUUUUAAAAGACAUUGUAACGAUGGAGUAAUACGUAUGAAAUAACACUAAUACAAAUUUUAGGUUAAGUUUUCGAAAAAAAACAUUCGAUUACUAAUGACUUUGAAUUAAUGUAUUUUUUAAUUAUAGUCGAUAAUAAUGAUAAUACAUAAGUCUAUCUCUUGUUAAUUAAUUUCAACUUCACGAAUUAGGCACAUAUUUUUAUAAAUUAUCAUCACAACUUCUGUUAAAUGGACACAAAGUAUCCGAGAAUUAUCGAGAUUUUUGACCUAUUUGUUCAAUAUCGAUUGUAAAAUUAUCGACGAUGAUCUUCAAAUCUUUUGAGAAAACCUAAUAAAAAAAUUAUCAAUUAAAAGAAAAUAUUGAAACCAUUUUAGUUAUAACUUGGGAUUAUAAAGAUGCUACAGAGAAA
Messenger RNA from Vespa velutina, 5974 nucleotides. RefSeq names its product probable ATP-dependent RNA helicase kurz (gene kz). Gene Ontology annotation, biological process: maturation of SSU-rRNA from tricistronic rRNA transcript (SSU-rRNA, 5.8S rRNA, LSU-rRNA). The transcript is spliced from 18 exons. The coding region runs from base 335 to 3922 and encodes 1195 amino acids. The record is from RefSeq and is a predicted model, not a curated record. Gene Ontology annotation, molecular function: RNA binding; ATP binding. Gene Ontology annotation, cellular component: intracellular anatomical structure; nucleolus. Lineage: Eukaryota; Metazoa; Arthropoda; Insecta; Hymenoptera; Vespidae.